Molecule: messenger RNA, 1675 nt
Organism: Corylus avellana
Lineage: Eukaryota; Viridiplantae; Streptophyta; Magnoliopsida; Fagales; Betulaceae
Source: RefSeq, a predicted model, not a curated record
CCCCUUUCUCGCUCUGUCGAUAUUUGCGUAGCAGGAGAACCUUUCCCCUCUCCCUCUCUCUCCCCUUUCCCUCAGACCUCUCCUUUUCCCUCCCUUCUUCACAGAGCUUUUACGAUGAUGGAGUGGAGGCUAAUCUCGCUCCUCGUCAUCUUCUUCCUUUCCGUCGGUUUUGAUUUUCAUGGCUUCCUUUUCGCCCACGCAAAUCCGAUAAGGCUGGAGCUGAUACACCGGGACAAUCCUCUGCUCAAUGGACAGGUGCGGAGGCCGAAACAAACGCAGCUGGAGCGCUUUAACGAGCUCGUCCGAAACGACAUCAUUCGACACCGCAUCAUCUCCUACAAACGCGGCCAAUGGGGCGCUAGCACGAGGCGAAAUGACCUGGAGCUGGAGGCGUCCAUAGAAAUGCCAAUGCACUCGGGCGCGGAUUUCGGGACGGGCCAGUACUUCGUGGAGGUCAAAGUUGGGAAGCCGGCGCAGCAGUUCCUGUUGAUCGCCGACACCGCCAGCGAGCUGACGUGGAUGAAUUGCCGGCACGGAUGUGGGAACAAGUGCGGCACCCAUAAGGGGAGACUCCUCGACCGGCGGAGGGUGUUUCAUGCGGAUCGGUCUUCGUCCUUCCGACCUGUGCCGUGUUCGUCGGAGAUGUGCAAGGUUGGGCUGGCGGAUCUCUUCCGCAGUCCAAAAUGCCCCUUCCCAUCAACCCCCUGCGGCUACGAAUUCAGUUACAUUGACGGGUCGGUUGCUUUGGGCUUCUUUGCCAAUGACACCAUCACAGUAAACCUAACCAGUGGAAGAAAGAUGAUGCUAGACAACAUGCUCAUUGGGUGCACCGAGUCUACAAAGGGCCAGGGCUUCCAGGGAGCCAAUGGUGUGUUGGGUUUAGGCUACGCCAAUUACACCUUUGCAACCACAGCGGCCAAAAAGUUUGGUGGCAAGUUUUCAUAUUGCCUGGUUGAUCACCUGAGCCCCAAGAACAUCUCAAAUUAUCUCGUUUUUGGUGGCAAGAGAAAUCAUAACAAGCAUUCGUUGGUGGGCAAUGUGCAAUACACCAAGCUCCUUCUUGGUGUUAUUCCUCCAUUCUAUGUUGUGAAUGUGUCGGGCAUCUCCAUUGGAGGCAAAAUGUUGAAUAUAACAUCUGAUGUGUGGGAUGUAAAUGCUGGUGGUGGAACCAUCAUUGAUUCAGGCACAAGCCUAAUGCUUCUGGCUGAGCCGGCUUACGCUCCCGUCAUGAUGGCGUUGGAACUGGCCGUGUCACCUUACGACAGAUUGGUCUCCGAUGACGGACCAUUCGAGUAUUGCUUCGAUUCGACGAAAUUUAACGAGUCAUUGGUGCCGAAAUUAGCGAUUCACUUUGCCGAUGGAGCUCGGUUUGAGCCGCCAGUGAAGAGCUACAUUAUCGACGUAGCUCCUCAGAAGAAGUGUCUCGGAUUUGUGCCAGUGAGUUGGCCAGGUACCUCCAUUAUUGGCAAUAUAAUGCAGCAAAACCAUUUGUGGGAAUUUGACUUGGGCUGUCAUAAAGUGGGUUUUGCUCCCUCUAGCUGCACCUAGUUGUCGUCGAGUUGAAUUUUUCUUUUCUUUUUUCAUACUUGUCUAUGAUGUUCUAUCUCAAAUUCAUUGCAAUUAUAUAUGUAAUUUCUUGAACUUUAGCAAUUAAAAUCAUAGCAAUACCAAUUAA